AACGUGUGAAACUGCCGAAAUAGCGAAUCAUUUUUCCGAGACCGCUGUUAUUUACGCGAUUUCCAGUUGUUUAAUCAUCGAAGCAGUGCUUCUGCUGGUAAAAUGUCCAACGCAAACGUUACAAACUAUUUGGCUGAACAGAAGAAAUCCUCCGAUAAAGAGCUAGCCGACGAAUGGACCCAAAUCGAGGAACUGUACAAUGAGAAGCUGUGGAAUGAACUGACCAUAAAACUGGACACCUUCGUCAAGCAUUCAGCCUUACAGAAUGAGGAAGCAUUGCUUGCCUUGUAUCACAACUUCAUCGCAUCGUUUGAAACAAAAAUUAACCCCUAUGGUUUGGUGGAAAUUUUGACCGUCGUGAUUUCGUUCAUUUCGGACAAGAAGGAAGCGAUAGCUUUUCUGGAGAAGCUGAAGGAUAAGGUGAAAGUCUGCGAUCAGGCCGUAUGGAUGUGCAAAGUGCUGCAGGGACAGAUCCAUCUCGAGCAUCUGAACCAGCUCGAUGAGACCAAGAAAAUCAUUGAAGAUCUGAAAGACAUUCUCGAGGAGGCGGGCAACGUCACACCGGUUCACGGCAAAUACUACAUGCUAGCGGCCAAUUACUAUCGGUUGGUAGGACAGCACAGCGACUACUACCGUUGUGGUUUGCAGUUCCUAGGAUGUUCCAUCGAUACCUAUCCCAAAGACCAGUGGGCCCAGCAGGCCUUCUGUCUCGGUCUAGCCGCGCUACUCGGCGAAGGGAUCUACAAUAUCGGAGAACUGCUGGCUCACCCAAUUUUGGAAUCGCUCAAUGGUACCGACAACGAGUGGCUGGUGGAGCUACUGCGUGCCUUCAACUCCGGCGACAUCGUCAAGUUCGAGCAGAUGAAACCGAAGUGGAGCGCAAUCGCCGACCUGGCCGCACAGGAGGUGAAACUGCGGCAGAAGAUAUCGCUCCUCUGUCUGAUGGAGAUGACGUUCAAGCGACCGGCCAACAAGCGCACCAUCACGUUCGACGAAAUUGCCCGCGAAGCGAAACUGCCCAUCAAGGAGGUGGAAAUACUGAUCAUGAAGGCGCUGGCGCAGGGACUGGUAAAGGGCGCAAUCGAUGAGGUGGCCGGUGUCGUAAACAUGACCUGGGUGCAGCCCCGCGUGCUCGAUCGCAAACAGGUGGCCGGUAUGGCUUCGACCCUCGACACCUGGAUGGCGUCCAUCACGUCCAUGGAGAAGCUGAUCGAAAGUCGGGCGAGUGAAAUCCUGACGAACUAAGGUCGUAGAAUAAAAAUCGUUCAGCACGAAGCAAAACAACAAACACAAAAAAACUCGUAACACAGAGAGCGAAAGAAUGAACAGCGUGCGUGGAGAUAGCUUUUUCAAUUUGGUUCAUAAAGUUUAUACUUAAAUAAAUCAAUAAGACUAUAUUUCAUUAAAACGUAAAACAAUA
Molecule: messenger RNA, 1420 nt
Organism: Anopheles coustani
Lineage: Eukaryota; Metazoa; Arthropoda; Insecta; Diptera; Culicidae
Gene: Rpn9
Product: 26S proteasome non-ATPase regulatory subunit 13
Exons: 5
Coding region: 103-1245 (380 amino acids)
Biological process (GO): ubiquitin-dependent protein catabolic process
Cellular component (GO): nucleus; proteasome regulatory particle, lid subcomplex; cytosol
Molecular function (GO): structural molecule activity
Source: RefSeq, a predicted model, not a curated record